CACUACCAACCUCGUUUAAACUAAGCUGCACGUGUUUACCAUUUCGUUUGGUGGGACAAACUUUGUUAAACAUUUACCCAUAAUGGCUGAGGAAGGACCACCGGAGGCUAGCAUCGACUUUGUUCCCGCACUGUGCUUCGUGCCACGCGGCGUGGCCAAGGAUCGCCCCGACAAGAUCGUGCUGACGCAGGCGGAGCUGGCGAGGAUUAUCGGUGAUACGCAGCAGGAACUGGACGAAGAAAGCGACGAGGAGGCGGAGGAGGGCAACGAUGAUACCAAUGGCAUGGAUGUGGACGACAACGAGGAUGCCAACAGUGAGAACCGCAAUCCCCAGGACGAGUUUGAGUUCCAGAAUUACGACAACGAGGAGAACGCCAAUGUCACCAGCCUGGCCAACAUUGUGCAACCCGACGAGCAAGUCCCCGAUGAGGACGAAGACUCUGAGGCCGAGGACGAGGUGAUCAAGCCCAGCGACAACCUGAUUCUGGUGGGCCAUGUCCAGGACGAUGCCGCCUCCAUGGAGGUGUGGGUGUUCAACCAGGAAGAGGAGGCUCUCUACACGCACCACGACUUCUUGCUGCCCAGCUUUCCGCUCUGCAUCGAGUGGAUGAACCACGACGCGGGCAGCGAUAAGCCUGGCAAUAUGUGCGCCAUCGGCUGCAUGGAUCCGAUCAUCACCAUCUGGGACCUGGACAUCCAGGACUCCAUAGAGCCCACCUUUAAGCUGGGCUCCAAGGGCAGUCGCAAGCAGAACAAGGAGCAGUACGGACACAAGGACGCCGUGCUGGAUCUCUCGUGGAACACCAACUUUGAGCACAUUCUGGCCAGCGGUUCUGUGGACCAAACGGUGAUUCUCUGGGACAUGGACGAGGGUCAGCCGCAUACCACCAUCACAGCCUUUGGAGAGAAGGUUCAGUCGAUAGAGUUUCAUCCCCAGGAGGCCCAGAGCAUUCUGACCGGCUGCGCCGAUGGAUUUGUUCGACUCUUCGACUGUCGCGACUCUGAUGCUGUGAACUCUUCCAGCAUCGAGUGGAAAGUGGACGGCGAGGUCGAGAAGGUCCUGUGGCAUCCCACCCAGAACGACUACUUUAUCGUGGGCACCAACGACGGUAGCCUGCAUUACGCCGACAAGCGAUCUCCCGGCCAGGUGCUGUGGUCCGUAAAGGCCCACAACGAGGAAAUCUCCGGUGUGUGCUUCAACAGCCAGAUGCCCAACCUUUUAACCUCCAUAUCAACGGAGGGCACUCUCAAGGUGUGGAACUUCAACGGCACAGAGGCCAAGCACGUCUACGAGCACGAGUUCAACAUGGGUCGCCUGCAAUGCAUGCGCCAGUGUCCCGAGGAUCCCUACACCCUGGCCUUCGGCGGGGAGAAGCCUCCGCGCUGUGCGAUUUUCAACAUCAAGAACUCAAUAGCUGUGCGCCGGACGUUUGGCAUCGCCGAUGCGGAAUAGUUUCCAUCUGUAUAUAUGCAUUGUAUGACUAUUAAAUAAAUUUGAAUUAUAUUUAAGGACCCUAA
Molecule: messenger RNA, 1518 nt
Organism: Drosophila subpulchrella
Lineage: Eukaryota; Metazoa; Arthropoda; Insecta; Diptera; Drosophilidae
Gene: nclb
Product: periodic tryptophan protein 1 homolog
Exons: 1
Coding region: 83-1453 (456 amino acids)
Biological process (GO): rRNA processing
Cellular component (GO): nucleus
Molecular function (GO): protein binding
Source: RefSeq, a predicted model, not a curated record